AUGCAAAGGCCCCUCCUCGACACAGGCUCCUUUACCGGCCUCCACUCCUACCCAUCUCUAGGAGUACACGGUUACCUUACCGCCGAGUCUCGGCGCUCACAGCCGCUAUGCGGUAAUAAGGAGGGAUGGGGACCAUUGAGUAAGGAGAGAUAUGAUUUCACACCGUGUUUUAUGGACGUCUGGGUUGCGAGCGUGGCGGCGUUUGGGAUACUGGGGGGUGCCGUUGCGGUAUGGUGGCUUGUGAGGGCAAAACAUAGGUUCGCGGUGCAGAGGGAUUGGCAUUUCUGGCUCAAGCAGAUCCUCAUAGCAGCAAUUGCAGCCUCUGUCCUCGUGCAACUCGUUCUCCAAAUAGCAAACUACCCCGACGUCUGGGCAGGCGAUUUCCGCUUCUGGAGCAGUGUCAUAACGGUGUUGAGUCUGGGUGUCAUUUUUACAAUACAAUGGCUCGAGCACAACCGUCUCCGCAACCCGAACGGUGUCGUGCUGUUCUACUGGCUCCUCCUGCUCAUUGCCUACAGCGUCAAGCUGCGCAGUCUCAUAUCCCAACAAGUCUACACUUCACACCUACCCUACUUUAUCGCCUAUUGCGUCGGGUACGGAUUAUCGUGGCUGGAGUUUGGGCUAGAGUGGUUGGUGCCGAAGAAAAAGAGCGCGUAUCAGCAGUUGGAGGAUGAGGAUGAGUGCCCGAUUGAGUACGCGACUGUAUUUUCAAUCCUCACCUUUAGCUGGAUGACGCCAAUGAUGAGAUAUGGGUACAAGAAGUUUCUCACUGAAGAUGAUUUAUGGAAUUUGGCAAAAAGGGAUACGACCAAGAAUACCGGCGAAGCGUUUACGAAGGCUUGGGAGAAGGAGUUGGAGCAUUCGAGGGGGCCGAGUUUGUGGAUGGCUAUCUUCAGGGCGUUUUCCGGGCCAUAUGUUAGAGGAUCAUUGUUCAAAAUUGUGUCGGAUUCUUUGGCUUUCAUUCAACCUCAGCUGCUGAGGCUUCUGAUCAAUUUCGUGCAGAGCUACUCUACGAAGGAGCCCGAGCCUGUCAUUAGAGGAGCGGCUAUUGCGCUGGGCAUGUUUGCUGUUUCUGUUGGGCAAACGACGGCGUUACAUCAGUAUUUCCAGCGGUCCUUUGAGACGGGGAUGCGCAUUAAGACUGCUCUGACCGCGGCUAUUUAUGGCAAAUCUUUGAAGUUGUCGAAUGAAGGGAGGGCGUCGAAGUCUACAGGUGAUAUUGUCAAUUAUAUGGCUGUUGAUACACAACGAUUGCAAGAUCUCACCCAAUAUGGUCAGCAGUUGUGGUCUGCACCCUACCAGAUUGUGUUAUGUAUGGCGAGUUUGUAUCAGCUUGUGGGAAUAUCUAUGUUGGCUGGUGUUGGGGCUAUGAUCUUGAUGAUUCCCAUUAAUGGACUUAUUGCGAGGCUUAUGAAGAGAUUGCAGAAGCAACAGAUGAAGAACAAGGUAACCUCCUCCCUUUUAUUUCGCUUACGAAACUACGCAUAUGGGCUUUGA
This is a messenger RNA of Lachnellula hyalina, 1497 nucleotides long. RefSeq names its product Metal resistance protein. The record is from RefSeq and is a predicted model, not a curated record. The transcript is spliced from 2 exons. Lineage: Eukaryota; Fungi; Ascomycota; Leotiomycetes; Helotiales; Lachnaceae. Gene Ontology annotation, biological process: transmembrane transport. Bases 1 to 1497 code for a protein of 498 amino acids. Gene Ontology annotation, cellular component: membrane. Gene Ontology annotation, molecular function: ATP binding; ABC-type transporter activity.